AUGAGACUGAAAAUUAUAAAAAAUGAUAAAGAAAGAGUUAGAGUAGUCUGUGAAGGAAAAUUAGUUGUUUUGGAUCCACUUGGUCAAACAAAUUUGGGCCAAACUGUGAAGGAUGCAGGUGUAAGGCCAGUCAAUAAUCUAGAAGGGCUUUGGAAGCCCAAGUUGUUAAAAAAGAAUGUGAAUAAGGUAGCAGAUGGGCCUAGUGACACAAAUGUCCAAAAGAGUAAGCCCAAGAAGAAAAAUACAAGUGGGGAUGGGCCUAACCAAGUGGCAGACAAAGAUUCCCAUGUGAAUAAAGGAGGUAGAGGACACAAAACUAAUCCAGAUUUGUUUACUUGUCCAUGGACUAUACAUGUGUCCAAGAUCAAGGGAUCUGCUACUUGGAUGGUCCAAACAUGCAAGGAAGAGCACAAAUGUCUUCAAUCAAGAUCUAUUAAACAAUGCACAUCCACAUUUCUGGCCAAGAAUAUCAUUCAACAGAUUGAAGGUAAUCCUGACAUACCAGGGAGAGCAUUGCAAGAAGAACUCCAACAGAAAUUUAGGAUAGGUUUAUCAAAGCAAAAAGCACAGAGAGCUAAGAAAAGAACAAAAGAUGAGCCUACCAGAGUUUUCAAGAGAAGUUAUAUUUGUUUAGGAGCAUUAAAGAGGGGUUAUAAGUCUGCUGGUAGGGAGUUGUUGGGCCUUGAUGGGGCAUUUAUGUCUGGCCCUUUCCCAGGACAAGUAUUGACUGCAGUUACACUUGACUCAAACAAUGCUAUAUAUCCAGUGGCCUAUGUAGUUGUAGAAGCAGAAACCCUUAACUCUUGGACUUGGUUUUUAGAAUGCCUGGGAGAAGAUUUAGAUUUAGAGAGGAAUUCCAACUUCACUUUCAUAAGUGAUAGACAAAAGGGCCUCAUUCCAGCUUUAGCAAAAGUCUUUCCAUGUGCUGAACACAGGUACUGUGUAAAACACAUCCAUGAAAAUAUGAAGCUGCAAUGGAGAGGUACAACUUUUAAGAAUCAUCUGUGGAGGUGUGCAACUACAUCAACUAUCCAAGAAUUUACCAAGUACAUGCUUGAAUUCAAAAGAUUCAGUGAACCUGCACACAACUGGUUAGCCAAAAUCCCACUUAAACAUUGGAGUAGAUCACACUUUUCAGAGAGGGCUAAAUCUGAUGUGUUGUUGAACAAUAUGUGUGAGGUACUGAAUAGCAAGUUGGUUAAGGGUAGGGAGAAGCCCAUAAUAUUUUGUCUAGAGUUCAUUAGGGAGUAUUUGAUGAUAAGUAUUGGGAAUGUGUGUAAGGUUAUAGACAAGUCCACAGAUCAAUGUGUUGUUAAUAUUGAUGAAAUGAGUUGCACAUGUAGAAGGUGGGAAAUCACAGGAAUACCAUGCAAACAUGCAAUUGCAGUUAACUGGGAUAUAGUGAAUAAUCAAAUACCAGUUGAUGUGCCAGAGGCAUGGGUUGAUCCUAUUUAUAGAAUGACUACUUGGAAAUUUAUGUAA
Erigeron canadensis is the source of this 1482-nucleotide messenger RNA. RefSeq lists its product as uncharacterized. The transcript has 7 exons. Gene Ontology annotation, biological process: DNA transposition. Lineage: Eukaryota; Viridiplantae; Streptophyta; Magnoliopsida; Asterales; Asteraceae. Bases 1 to 1482 code for a protein of 493 amino acids. Gene Ontology annotation, molecular function: zinc ion binding; transposase activity; DNA binding. The record is from RefSeq and is a predicted model, not a curated record.